Messenger RNA from Sinocyclocheilus anshuiensis, 1102 nucleotides. RefSeq names its product DNA polymerase delta subunit 3-like. The transcript has 5 exons. The coding region runs from base 82 to 558 and encodes 158 amino acids. NCBI's taxonomy places the organism in Eukaryota, Metazoa, Chordata, Actinopteri, Cypriniformes, Cyprinidae. Gene Ontology annotation, cellular component: delta DNA polymerase complex; nucleus. The record is from RefSeq and is a predicted model, not a curated record. Gene Ontology annotation, biological process: nucleotide-excision repair, DNA gap filling; DNA synthesis involved in UV-damage excision repair; DNA replication. Gene Ontology annotation, molecular function: DNA-directed DNA polymerase activity.
ACGGUUCAGCAGCAGUUCCCGCGUUUGGCGACUCUUUUAAUCACAAGCGUAAACUUGGAGUAGCAGCCAGUCGUUCCGGAUAUGGAUGAUCUGUAUUUAGACAAUAUUGACGAAUUUGUGAAUGAUCAAAAUAAGAUCGUCACCUACAAAUGGCUCAGUUUAACUCUUGGAGUCCACGUCAACACAGCAAAACAAAUGUUGUAUCAUUAUCUGCAGCAGAAACGCAAUGAAAGUUCAGGGACUCCACUUCAUGCCACCUAUCUUGUAUCUGGGAAAUGUGUUGAGAAUGGUAGUACGUGCCAUAAAGUGUCAGUAGUACGUGAGGACAAGCUUGAUGUUUCUGUUUUCCUAGUGACCGAGAAGGGUUAUGUGAGUGAGUCUUACUCUGAGAAUGAAGAGGAGCCUGAACCCAACAGUCAAGCCAAGGACUCAAGCUCACUCAAGCAGUCAUUUGGAAAAAGAGAGGAAGAGAAAAAAGUAAAGAGUCAGAAGAAGACCUCUACUGCUAACAAACCUACAAAACAGCCAUCCAUCAUGGGAUUUUUCCAGAAGAAAUAACUUUUUUUAUUAUUCUUUGAUGGACUUUUAAAGGAAUAGUUCACCUGGAAAUGCAAACUGUAGUUAAUUACUCAUCCUCAUGUUGUUCCAUAACAUCAUGAAUCACUGCAUAGGUUUUUUUCUCUUCAUAAAAUUUGUUAAAGAGGAGGGAAAAAAUCCACAGAAAAAAAUAACACAACAUAAGGAUGAAGAAAUAGUGACUUCAUUUUUAGGGUGAAAUAACCCUUUAAGCGCUUAAUUUUCAGCAUUGACAUUCCCAUGAACCAUAUGUGAUGCUGUAAAUAUGUCUUCAUUGUCACUGUCACUCUUCAGAGACAUUUACAUAGGAGUUUUUUGCUUCUACAUGAACGACCAUUUUGUGCUAUCUUCACAUGCUGGAUUUCAGUUCUGUGCCUGAUAUGAUUGUAGUAUGUAAAUGUAUGAUCCUGCUGAUCUAGCAGAUUUCCUUACUAUAAGGCAAACUGCACAUGGCCAAUCACCAAUAAUUCCCGUACUGUAAGGAUUGUCCAGUCUUAUUUUGUCAUUGUCUAUUUUUAGUAUGUUG